Molecule: messenger RNA, 402 nt
Organism: Mollisia scopiformis
Lineage: Eukaryota; Fungi; Ascomycota; Leotiomycetes; Helotiales; Mollisiaceae
Exons: 2
Coding region: 80-322 (80 amino acids)
Source: RefSeq, a predicted model, not a curated record
CGACAGGAUCUUGUUCUCGAACCCGACCGGGCCAUGGCGAACAUAUAUGAUGCUUCCCCGCUCUCUUAUCAGGAUUAAGAUGCGGGCAAAAUAUGCAAGAUGCAUAUCCCCCGAGCUGCCAAAGCUUAGUACUCGAGUAGUCUGGGCCGCUGGACCAUAUAUGAGAGAUCCCUCUGUCAUUACCAACAACAGCCAAUUGGGAGGUUGGCAAUGCUAUCAGGGCCAAGUCGCAAGACCUUCCAAGCAUGAAGGUUCGAAGUCUAUGCCGGACUCGACGGGUGAUGUUGUAGUGGAAGUCUGCCGCCCGCUUAGAUUGGUCUAGCAAGCCGAUCUGCAAGGAUGAAAUCUCUGGCUUAUCGUGGCUUUUUCUCCACUCAAACAUUUACCUUUUGUCGUCGUUGC